GCUCCGUUCCGUUCCGCUGCGGCCGGAAAAACACCAGCCAACACGAGGGCCGCAUCGGCGAAGCCACUCGGCAGCGUCGCGCCGCCGUCUCCCGCCGGCUCGUCCAGCCUCCUCCCGUCUCCGAGCUCCGAGCCGUUCCGUGCCUCCGUGUCCUUCAACCUCGCGGGGUUUCCUACGGCCCGGGCGGCCCGUCCUUCCUCCGCCUGUGCGCUCCCCGCCGCCGCCUGGCCUCGCCUGUGAAGCGCCGUUGUCUGCCUCGUUCCCAUCGUCAACUGCCGUCGCGGUACUCUGAGCGGGUACCGUAGGAGCAAGUCGCCGAGGGUACAGAAAAGAGAGAGAAGAUGUCGUCCAAGAAGAAUUACUACAAGGAGAAGAUGAUGCGGCGGAAAGAGGAGAAAAAGGUAGAACCGGAGACACCCAGGUAUCGCGACCGUGCUAAGGAGCGCCGUGAAGAUCAAAACCCAGACUAUGAACCCACAGAGCUUGGUUCAUUUCAUGCUGUGGCACCCCCUGGAACAGAUUUGAGGCUGGCAGAUGCACACAAGAUUUCAAUUGAGAAAAGCAAAUAUCUUGGAGGUGAUUUGGAGCAUACACAUCUGGUCAAGGGCUUGGACUAUGCUCUACUUCACAAAGUGCGGAGUGAAAUUGAAAAGAAACCUGAUGCAGAGGAUGGGAAGGAUUCUAAAUCAAGGGCAACAAAAGAGGAUCAGGCAGUCUCUUUCCGCACUGCAACUGCAAAGUCUGUCUAUCAAUGGAUCAUAAAGCCUCAAAGCAUAAUAAAAGAGAAUGAAUUGUUUCUUCCUGGUCGGAUGUCAUUCAUUUACAAUAUGGAGGAGGGAAUAACUAAUGAUAUUCCAACAACUCUUCAUAGGAGCAAAGCUGAUUGCCCUGUACCAGAGGAGAUGGUAACUGUCAGCGUGGAUGGUUCUGUACUUGACAGGAUUGCUAAAAUUAUGACAUACCUUCGACUUGGAUCUUCAGGGAAGGUCUUAAAGAAAAAGAAAAAAGAGAGAGAUAUAAAAGGGAAGAACAAUUUGGCAAGCGGUGACUAUGACGAAGCAGUAAAACCUUCACAAACUAAUGGUUCUGCUCUGAAACAUCAAUCAGAUAUGCCACCACCAUCAGCUCCACCCCCUCGGAACAAUAAUUUCAAUGGAAAGGAGAAACAAUCGGCCCCUAUUGCUAGAGCAGACGAUGAUGACAUUUUUGUCGGAGAUGGAGUUGAUUAUUCAGUUCCUAACAAGGAAAUGAGCCAAAGCCCUGGUUCUGAGGAUAUGGAGGAAUCACCACAUAACCAUCAGAAGCAGUCCUAUUUCACUGAACCCAUGUAUGGCCCAGUACCACCAUCUGAAUCUGCUCAGGCUUGGCAACAGCCGAAUGAGUAUGAUGCUGCUCAAGCCCAGAUGAUAGCUGCUGGAUAUCAAGGCGAUUGGUCAGGCUAUGUGUAUGCAGAACAGCCAUUGGGUUAUCAAGAACAGUAUGCGCAACAAAGCACUCAGGAAUAUGAUGUACUGGCUGACCCUAGUAUAUCCCAGGAUCCAAGGUUCAUGACUCAAGCAGACAAGGAUCGGGGUCUAGGUUCUGUUUUUAAACGUGAUGAUCAAAGGCUUAAUCAGCUGAGGGAAAAAGAUGCACGGGAGAGAGAUCCAAAUUUUAUUUCGGAUAGUUACUCAGAGUGUUAUCCUGGUUACCAGGAGUAUAAUAAUGAGAUCGCAGGGAGUGAUGAUGAAGAUGAUUUAUCCAAGAUGGAUAUGGGUGGACGGGCUAAGGGCCGUCUUCACAGGUGGGAUUUUGAGACGGAAGAGGAGUGGGCGAAGUACAACGACCAGAAGGAAGCUAUGCCAAAGGCCGCCUUCCAGUUUGGGGUGAAGAUGCAGGACGGCAGGAAGACGAGGAAGCAGAACAAGGACCAGAAGCUCACAAAUGACCUCCACAAGAUAAACAAGAUCCUGGCUCGAAAGAAGGGUGAGAAAGAUGGGGGCGAUGAUGGCGGUCAUUACGAUGAUGAUUUGCCUAGCGCAAAGAAACAACGUGGCUGAAGUUAGUCGAUCAUUUUUUUGUUUCUCCUAGCAAUGGUGUAACUUAUAAUGUACUAGUUACAGCACCAUGUUUAGCUGGCAGCUGUGUUCAAGGUGCCACUGCCAGCGUGAAAUGUGUUGACCUCUUGAGCUGAAAAUAUGGAAGAAAUAUGUCUGUAUAUGUAACCUUUUCUUGAUUAGAAAAAGGCAAAGCCCUUUUUGCAAUGAAUCAGUUAUGUGCACUGUCCGAAGGUGUCGUGUUGCAGGCAUUUAUAAUCCGGUGAAGUUGUGAA
This is a messenger RNA of Sorghum bicolor (sorghum), 2311 nucleotides long. Its product is annotated as suppressor of mec-8 and unc-52 protein homolog 2-like. NCBI's taxonomy places the organism in Eukaryota, Viridiplantae, Streptophyta, Magnoliopsida, Poales, Poaceae. The record is from RefSeq and is a predicted model, not a curated record. The transcript is spliced from 12 exons. Bases 342 to 2039 code for a protein of 565 amino acids. Gene Ontology annotation, cellular component: nucleus. Gene Ontology annotation, biological process: mRNA splicing, via spliceosome.